Molecule: messenger RNA, 2830 nt
Organism: Scophthalmus maximus (turbot)
Lineage: Eukaryota; Metazoa; Chordata; Actinopteri; Pleuronectiformes; Scophthalmidae
Product: protein delta homolog 1
Exons: 6
Coding region: 233-1411 (392 amino acids)
Biological process (GO): heterophilic cell-cell adhesion; establishment or maintenance of epithelial cell apical/basal polarity
Cellular component (GO): plasma membrane; protein-containing complex
Molecular function (GO): calcium ion binding
Source: RefSeq, a predicted model, not a curated record
GGGAGGAGCGUGUUGCACUGGGACGCUGCACGACGCAGCAGUCCCGUCCAAACCUCCGGCUGCCGGACCACUACAGUGCUUCACCUGUCACUUUCCCCCAGCACGUCGUCUGGAUUAAAAGCGCAAAGAAAGAGAGCAAAGUCUAAUUGAAUCCAUCCAACAUGACGGAAGCCACCUGGACCCUGAGCGCCGGUGCGUCAUAGGACAAAGGGGGUCUUCGCUCGGAAUUGCGAUGCAUCUCACAGCGGUGGUCUUCAUUCUGGUCGUGACGGGCAUCGCCGAAGGUUGGGAAUGCAGCGCAGAGUGCAACACAGAAAAUGGGUUUUGUGAGAAGCCAGGGAAGUGCAGGUGCAAACCAGGGUGGCAAGGAGACAACUGUGGCCAGUGCCUGCCCUUCCCUGGCUGCCUGCACGGCACAUGUGGGAGGGCGUGGCAGUGCGUCUGUGAUGAGGGCUGGGUGGGUAGCCUGUGUGACCAAGAUACCCGCCUGUGCUCGUCCAGGCCUUGUGCUGGUAACGCCACCUGCAUAGAGACAGGAGAGGGGGGUUACCUGUGCAUCUGUCCCCACGGCUACGCCGGAGAAAAUUGCCACCUGAAGAGAGGAGCUUGCCUCACAAAUGGCUCUCCUUGUCAGAACGGAGGCACAUGCACAGAUGCCAACGAAUCAGCAGUCUCCUCUUCCUGUUUAUGUCCCCCCGGAUUUUCGGGGGACUUUUGUGAGAUCAGUAUUGACAACUGCCAGCCUGACCCCUGCCUCAACGGGGGCAACUGUACAAACCACGGCCUGGCCUUCACGUGUCUCUGUCCGCACGGCUUCACCGGUUUUACUUGUAACGACACUACCAGCCUCUCGCCCUGCGCCGGCCGGCCCUGUGCCAACGGGAGCGCGUGUGUCGGUCAGCCCGAUGGAACCUUCCGGUGUGUUUGCCAGAAAUGGUUUACAGGUCCCACGUGUUCACUGCAGCACAGACCCAAGACCAGGCCGAAGCCCGUCGGCGCCAGGCCCGCGGACCACAAGGCGUUGCCGCUGACCCCGCAGCAUUACUCCCUUCCUGCUCACGCCUUCCACAGGCUCCUCAGGCCGCCCGAGAGAGACCUGCUCAAGAUCACCCUGAAGGAGACUGUCCACACCCCCGGCGUCCUCGUCACCCAGGGUCAGCUCAUCUGCUUCGGCAUACUGGCCCUGCUCACCUGCCUGGUCAUCCUGGGCACCACGGGCAUCGUGUUCUUUGGCCGCUGUGAAACGUGGCUGGCAAACGCCAAGUACAACCAGCUUGUUCGGCAGCAACGGGAACACCUGCUGAGGGAGGCUGACGGCGCUAACCAAGAAGAGCCGGAGCACUCGGUAAACAUCAUUCUGCCGGAGAAGAUUAGACUCACCAGCUUUGGGAGACACUACACCUCCAUUUGAUCAAAUUGUCUCUUGCUCUUCCUCGCUCCCUCUGGAUGGAGUCUAAUAUGAAUGUCUAGAAAUAGCACUGAAGGACACACCGUGACAGCUGUACAGGUGCGUUUAUAAAGCGAGCGAUUCUGGACUACCUUGGACUAUAUUUGAAUGUACAGUCUACUGGACAGACAUGACCCUGGUUUGUAAAUGUACUUUUAACCAAAAAAAACCUACCCAUUACAAAUGUAUGAUAUUACAAAACAUGUUCUGAUUGCGCAGAAAAAGAGGUCACUGUGUUGUAUCCUGAACAACAUAAAAACAAACAAAUGAUGCUUUUACUUCCCCUACUUCAAGCUGAUUUGGCAACAAUAAUGGUGUUAGUAAAGUGAAACGAGUUGGAAGUGCAUCAAUCAGGAUCACGCUUCAUUCAGUAUUUGUAAUUAAACUGAGUAAUGGUACCAAUGAUUUUUCAUUUGUUAACAAAUUAAAUGUCACAUUUCAUAACCAUCCCUUUCCCUGAAAUGAUUGAUCGGUUUGUCAAUCCCCAGAAAAUUAAUUGGCAUUUGCUUAUCAUUUUAGUGAUUUUUCAAGCAAAAAUGUCAAACAGUUGCUGCUACACGAAUCUUUGAUGAUGAACAGAUUGUCUUUUGGUUUUUGGACCAAGAUAAUGGGGUUACACCUACAUUUUGUUAAACUGUUAUUUCUUAGAUGAACAUAUUGUGAAUUUUCCAUCUCAUAAUUGAUGCAGAAAUACAUAUAGUGAGUUUGUACAUGUGCAGUUCAAAUGUGUAAUUAGAUAUUACCACAUUCUACCAAAACAGCUGUACUCUCAAAUGCUGCAGGUCAUAACUCGGUAUGACUGAAUGUGAAGGUAUUACUGUCUGUACCUGGAAGAAAUGACAUUUUCUCUGCCUGCAUGUGUCACUUCAGAUGAUGGUUUUUAUAGGUACAUACGAAGAUGUGCACUCUGUUUAAAGACGUGGGUUUAAAACAUGUGCUGUUUUCACAGAUCCUCGAGAAAUGCCACUUUCUAUCUUCAUCAAAAUCUAUUUGUAUCCCUUCACACUUUCAUCUGUUAAUCAGCCCUUGUUAUAUUUUCCACCACUGAGAAUUUCACAGGUAACGCUCCAUGAAUCUGUGAACAAGAAAAACUAUAUUUAAAUUAAAAACUUGGUUAAACGACUUUCGCCCACAGCUGUCCUGUUAAUGCUUUUUUUUUUUUUUAAAUCAUAAUUAUCUGACAGGGAGGUUAUCUUGUGCUUUUAACACCACAGUUACAUUUUCAGGCUGUCAAAAAAUAAUGAUUUGCAAGUGGCAUUUCUACUGGGGGCAGUGACUGCGACCGCACAGUACACUUCAUUUCAGUCUAUGAUUAUUGUUGUACUUUGGCUAGAUAAUGUUUUGUUGUCUAUUCAUUGUUUGUAAUAAAAUAUGUUUACUGUA